Messenger RNA from Serendipita indica DSM 11827, 3240 nucleotides. The record is from the annotation of a GenBank genome assembly. Lineage: Eukaryota; Fungi; Basidiomycota; Agaricomycetes; Sebacinales; Serendipitaceae.
AUGUCUUCCAACGCCUGGACGCGCGUCGAUUCUCCCGCCCAUCACGUUUUCUCAACGCCAAUCGAAAAGGCCGAAUUAGACGACCGCGAAUAUCGCGUGAUUCGACUAGAGAAUGGUCUUCAGGCCCUACUGAUACACGAUGGAACCACAGACAAAGCCGCCGCUGCGAUGGACGUCGGAGUCGGCCAUCUAAGUGAUCCGGAUGACAUUCCCGGGUUAGCGCACUUUUGCGAGCACUUGUUAUUCCUCGGCACCAAGGCUUUUCCAAAGGAGAAUGAAUACUCGCAGUAUAUCAAAGCCCACGGCGGCUCUUCGAAUGCGUAUACGUCGACAAGUAAUACAUGCUACUACUUCUCCGUUGGAUCCUCCCACCUCGCGGGAGCGCUCGACCGCUUCUCCGCCUUCUUCCAUUCGCCUCUCUUCGACCCAAGCUGCACCGUCCGCGAGCUUAAUGCAGUCAACUCGGAGCAUAAGAAGAAUGCACAGUCUGACCUUCAUCGAAUAUGGCAACUUUUCAAAAGCCAAGCUGUGCCCGGACACUGCUGGAGCAAGUUUGGUACCGGUAACCUUGAAACUCUCACUCAAGCGGCUAAAGCCAAAACCGGAGAAUCAUCCAUGUCGGACGAGCUGGAUGGAGGGGCAGUGGGAAGGGAAACGAGGCGACGACUUAUCGAGUGGUGGGAAAGACACUACUGUGCAUCCAUCAUGGGACUCGUAGUGCUUGGUCGUGAGUCCCUGGAUGAGCUUGCCACUAUGACGCUCGAGCGCUUCUCUACUGUGCCCAACCGAGGCGUCCCUCUUCCAGUCGAGACCGUCCCGUGGGGACCAGAGCAACAAGGGAAGAUCAUGUUCGUCAAGACGGUCAUGGACGUCGAUACCUUGGAGCUAUCCUUUCCGCUCCCCCGUCAGGAUACUCUCUACGAGUCCAAACCUGCAACUUUUCUGUCUCAUUUCAUUGGCCACGAAGGCGACGGGUCGCUUUUUGCGUAUCUUAAGGAGAAAGGCUGGGUCACGCAACUCUGGAGUGGCCCUCAGAGCUCGGCCAGAGGGUUCUCAUUUAUGAAAAUUAACGUCAAGCUGACAAAAAGUGGAUUGAAGCACUAUAAACAGGUCCUGGCAUCCAUAUACUCCUACCUUUCAUUGCUUCGUGCGACCUCCCUCCCCAGAUGGAACUUUGAAGAGUUCAAGGCGAUCAAGGAUAUGCAAUUUCGAUUCGCUCAAAAAGCUUCACCCCAGUCAUACGUUAGUCGCCUCUCGGAGUACCUGUCCAGGCCGUGGCCAAAGGAACGCCUCCUUAGCGGACCAACAAGGCUCUGGAAGUACGACGAGACACUUCUGAGGAACAUGAUAGAGCAGCUCCUCGCGCCAGAGGCAGGAAGUGCUAUCCUUUCGUCCAAGGACUUCCAAGGAGUGGAUUUGGAUGGCCCUUGGCUAAAGGAGAAAUGGUAUGGGACAGAGUAUUUCAUUCAGUCGCUGGAAGAAGAGGUGCUAGCGCAGGCUCGCGCACCUAAUUCUAUUGACGAGCUCUUCUUACCUGGACCAAACAAGUUUGUGCCGCAAAACUUUGAUGUGGUGCGGACACAAGUAACAGAACCUGCAAAAGCGCCCACUCUGCUUCUCAAAUCCGAAGGUUUCGAGCUCUGGCACAAAAAGGACGAUCAAUUCUGGUUACCAAAGGGAUAUAUUGGUGUUUACAUCAGAAGUUCCGAAGCAGAGUCCUCGGCGAAGCAGUUUUUGAUGACCAAAUUUAUCGAAUCCCUCGUUCCGGAUGCACUGAGCAAGUACACCUAUGACGCCUCAUUGGCUGAUCUCGACUACACCCUCGCCUUUAGCGGAGAGGGUGAACUGCUACUGCAGCUCAACGGGUACACUGACAAGUUGGUUCCUUUCCUUCAGUAUGUACUGGAACGUUUCAAAAACCACAAGGUGGCCGAAGAUCGCUUCCAAGUCUACCAUGCCGAACUCAAACAAUCAUACGAGAAUGCACAAAAGAAAGAGCCAUACAACCUGGCGAAUGACUGGGUUUGGUACGCGCUUCGAAACGUAGCGUACACAAACGAAGAGCUACUGGCGGAAUUCCCUCAUAUCACUGCGGCACAGGUCCAGGAUCACCUUACCCAGCUCCUCUCCCGAGCGAGAUUGACAUUGGUAGUCAACGGAAACUUUGAAGAGAAGGAUGCACUGGCCGCAGCCGAGAUAACAAGAAAGACUCUCGGUUUACGCCCUCUUCUUCCAGGCGAAGCGCUCAAUCGGACAAUGAUCUUGCCUAUCGGACAAAACUUUAUCCACAAUCGCCAACUGACCAAUCCGAAAGAAACCAACAACGCGGUCGAAUACUACCUCCAGAUCCAAGGCGACCCAGAGAAAGUACACCCGCAGCUACUUUUGCUGGCGCAUCUCAUCAAUGAACCAGCAUUCAGCACCCUUCGUACAAAGGAGCAACUCGGAUACAUCGUGUCCAGUUAUUCAUGGCCUCAAGUCUCUGUAUUCGGCAUGGUCCUCCAGGUACAGAGCGAGAAACCAGCACUGUAUGUCGAGAACCGCAUCGAUGCAUUCUUGGAAAGCUAUGCGUCGACGUUGCGUGAAAUGGACCAAAAGGUUUUUGAGAAUCAGCGACAAGGGUUGGUCAACAAACUGCUGGAAAAGCUGGACAAUCUCGACCAAGAGACGAGCAGAUUUGCAUUUAGGAUUCUUGACGGAACCUACGACUUUACAAACCGGGAGAAGAACGCGAGACGAAUCGAGAACCUGACGCUCGCCGACAUUAUCGAAUUUUACACCACCUUUGUCCACCCAGAAUCCCAAUCGCGAGCCAAGCUCUCGGUUCAUAUGCAUUCGCAAGUCAAACUCGGCAAAUCGUCAAACUUCAGCGUCGCCGCCUCGAAAGUGUUCCUCGAACGGCUCAAGGAGGCUCAGGUACCCGUAGACGAACCGCAAUACCAUGCGCUGUCUAAAGCUGAACCCUCGAUUGACGCUGUCAUUGGGUUCUGGACGCCGUAUCUAAAUUCAUUACCCAUAUUGACACCUCAGAAGAGAGAGGAACUACUUGGAUCGAUCAAGACCAUUGCCGCGGAACAUCCGACUCAGGUCAACAAAGAUGUGAGCGGGGUGAUGAGGGAGGGAACGGUGGUAGUGGAGGAUAUCGCGGCGUUUAAGCGUGGCUUAGCCAUGUCCAAGCCGGCGAAACCCGUGAUGGAGCUCAAACCUAUCCUCGAGUCGCAGCCGAAUCCAAAGUUGUAG